AUGGCGUUGGGCCGCUUAGUUUUCUUAGCCUUAGUCUCUUGCAUUUUAGCAGAAGACGCAAAGGUCUACUUUGUAGAGAAAUUUGAAGGUGAACUAUAGUUGAUUUCUUCGUACCUUGAUCUUCUCGCAGCAUGGACUGAUUUUUCUCUGUCUUUCUCAGACGAAAGUUACACGGAUAGAUGGGUCGAAUCAACUUUUAAAGGAAGUGAUGCUGGGAAAUUCAAGUGGACCGCCGGAAAAUUCUACAACGACGCCGAUCUAGACAAAGGUAAAAAUAUAUAUUUCUAAACUGUUACUUUAUGGAUUUAUAAGCUUACUCCGAAAUCUACUUGCUCAGCUGUGAACUGUUGAUUAAUUAUUUUUGUAAAUGCCAGCAGAAACAGCAAUUUUCUCACCAUGCAGACAGUAUAACAAGAAUAUUUUGAUUGUGAACAGGUAUUCAAACAAGCGAGGACGCUAAAUUUUACGGUAUUUCUGCCAAGUUCGAGGAGGCCUUUUCAAAUGAAGGGAAAACUCUCGUCAUUCAGUUUCAAGUUAAACACGAACAAAACAUAGAUUGUGGUGGAGGCUACGUCAAGGUGUGUUUUCUGAUAGAAAGUUUUGAUAAUUCCUCUUUCAAAAUGUUGUUUUCUUGUUACGUUGUACAUAUUGUUUAACAAAAUUAAUGAUAGUGUGUUAUUUUACUUUCAAGUUAACAGAAUUUAAACUAUUGAAAUAUAAACAUGCUGGUUAGUGGUCAGGACCUUCUCAAGAACUUGUUUAUUGACUUCCUGAUUUUGGCUUUUUAUCUUACUUUUUCAGAUUUAUGACAGCAAAGUCGAUCAGAAACAAAUUCAUGGAGAUACACCCUACCAUAUCAUGUUUGGUAAGUUGGCUUUAUGUUGUUAUUGGAUCUAAGAUUAUUUUUAAUGCUUAUUGUUUCGUUGAAAGUAGCCAUUCACAUGCUAAUUAAUGUUGCUUGUUGUCGAUUCUCUUGUUAGGACCUGAUAUCUGCGGCCCAGGUACCAAAAAAGUCCAUGUGAUCUUCACCUAUAAAGGAAAGAACUUACUUACCAAGAAAGACAUCAGGUGCAAGGUGAAGAUUUAGAAAAAAUAUAGAAGGGAAACAUUUUAGGAGAGAGAAAAAGUCAUGAGAUGUUUAAACUCCUGACUUUUCAAUAAGCUCUUUCAGAGAAUUGAAGUUUUCUCAGGCUCUUAGUGGAGACAAAAGCAAGGGAGAUCUCAUAAAACCAAGUAUCAAGUUCGUAAUAAUUGCUCAUGACCACUCUGUUUAAUAAAGCAGUGAUAAAACAAGGAGAAUUUUAAUACUGAUCAUUCUUAGGACUUUAGGAGUUAACAGGUGUUCAGAAGUUUAGUGGACCCUGGAUCCUACAAACCUAUUCUUUAUAAAAAAAACCCUGUUAGGAUUUGACAGAUUUACCUGAAUUUUGUGGCUCCAUGCCUGCGCGAAAUAUCGGAAGCCCUGCUAAAGGUAAAGGGAAAAAGGACUGCCUGAUUGCUGGUUAACCCAACAUUAGUUCCUUUGAUAUUAAGGUCAAGAAACUAAAAAGCUUGACAGGGCUGUGCUCUAGCAGAGCCUGGUGGCCCUUGGCGCCUAACUUUUGUCCUCGGGUGACUAGCAAAUCUCAGAUUUUUCACACAAAUCACAUGGCGCGCACCCUAGAUUUUACAGUUUCAGAGCACUGGGCUCCCUUCAAUUUUUGUUGGGGCACAGCCUUGCUUGACUUUGAUAUUAUGGAUGAAAUUAAGUUGUGUUUUUUACUAACACAAUGCUUCAUUUUAGGAUGAUGAAUUCACCCAUCUCUACACACUGAUUGUCAAACCCGAUAACACUUAUGAAGUGCGUAUUGAUGGCUCCAAAGUGGAGAGUGGUGAUCUUGAAGCUGACUGGGACUUCCUGCCACCAAAGAAGAUCAAGGACCCUGAGGCUAAGAAACCUGAAGAUUGGGACGACAAAAAGAAAAUUGAUGAUCCUGAAGACAAGAAGCCUGAGGUGUGAUUUUAAUGUGACCAUUUAGUACAACUACAGUAAUCUUUUUGUCGGGAUAGUAGGGAAUUGGAGUGAGGCAAAUAGGUUAAAUUUUGUUUCAUCCCAGGAAGUUCUCAAGGUGGCUUCAGUUCCAAGUUGCCCGUAGAUAAGGUGUGAGUUUAGUACAAUCCUGUCCCAUGACUUAGAGGUGGGAACGAAAUUGGUCAUUGCCCUCUUAAAUAUGCCCUUUGAGCGACAAAAUUUAGUAACUGUAGUCAAACAUGAUGACCUGGCAGCACAAAUAUAUAAGGCUACUAUUUUGUAGGUAAAGAUUUCUAUAGUACUGCAAGCCUCGCAACUUCGAUAACCCUGACUAAAAUGGUCACCUGGUCAGACCUAUCUCCUUUGUAAAAUCUUAAAGAAAAAUUAUCUGCAGUUCUGAAACUGCAACAAGUUCUCCUUUUAGACUUGUAAUUUCUGUUGCUUGGAAAUCUGUAGGACUGGGAUAAACCUCAAAACAUUCCUGACCCUGACGCGAAGAAACCAGAUGACUGGGAUGAUGAAAUUGAUGGUGAAUGGGAACCACCAAUGAUCGACAACCCAGACUACAAGGUUGGUAGAAACUGUCUUCAACAAAGUGUGACAAAAUAAUCAGUAUUCCUUUCAUUUUGUUUACCAUCUAAAGAGUUUCUAGUGGGUAAUAUACACGAUAACUGAACUAAAAGAAUAUACUGCAGUGUGGAUGUGCUGUCUUGGUUCAAAUUCCAUUUAAUUUUCACAACAGAAGUAAAAUUUAUGUUUUCUUUGCCAUGUUUGUCUGCCCUCUUACAGGUAACUGCCAACUUAGAUUGUUUACAUGUUAUUUUAAAAGAACUGUUACUUUUACAACAUUAAGUUCAUUAAAGAAUUUAGGGAAAAGGGAGGCUUGUACUCUUCUAUGCCAUGAAUACCAAUGGCUCCUGUAACAAAAAGCCCCAGUGGUUUGUGUCACAUCAGAGUGUCAGGGUUAGAUGGAAUAAGUGUCACCAAAGAACAAGAAAAUCAUUUAUGACACUUUAGACUGUUAUUGAUCAAGUAUCAUCUUCUCUUGCAUAACAUUUCUUUUUUAUUAAUUUUAGGGAGAAUGGAAACCUAAGCAAAUUGACAAUCCCAACUACAAAGGAGAAUGGAUUCAUCCAGAAAUAGAUAACCCUGAGUAUGAAGCAGAUGAUGCACUCUAUAAAUAUGAUGAUAUUGGUGCCAUUGGUUUUGAUCUUUGGCAGGUAAGAACAAGAAAACCACAUUACACCUUCCCUUUUCUCAUAGAAAAUUCUGUUUUGUACAAUUUCAAGUCAUAUAGCUUGGGAACUACACAAGUGUUAAACCUAAUGCCAGUGAGGCAAAUCGUUUCUUCUUGCUCAAUAGCAUUAGGUUCAACACAUGUGAAGUUUGACAUUUGACCCUGGCUUAAGUGAUUUUGUGAUCCUACGUACAAUUGUCCUUUUGUUUUGCAAGUAAACACGAGGCAGUUUGAAAGUGAAUCUUAAACUUAGGUUAUUACAAGUCACUAGUGAGGCUGUUUCUAUGUGCUUCUUCAAUAUUGUCAUAUGGCUACAAGGCUUUGAAAGUAAAGUGUGUGUGUGUGUGUGUGUGAUGGGUAGGGGGGGUGGGUGAUUUUCCCAUUAAUGCAAGAUGAGCAGAAAUCUAAUGAGCCUCCCAUGCAGACACUCUUAGAGCCUCGUCACACAUUCUUUAUUCGUAGGAAAGGAACGUUUGAUGAAGCCUUCAGAACACUGCAACGGAGGCUAAAAUCCCCACUCAAAUUUGAGAAAAGGAUCUUUCUGUAUGUACCAUCACAAACCAAUGACAGUUAGCCCUCCUGGGAGCAGUACUGUGUUGAUUCUGUUGUUUUGCAUAAUUUUUUGAAGUACAUACAGACAGAACAAUGUAUAUACAUCCUCCCUUUCUCACGACAAAAUUAUGUGUAAUAAAAGUCUUAACCUGGCUUACAUUGAGCAGUACCUGGCCUCUGUUUGAUAUAACUCCAAUUAUUCCAUCGUUUACUUACAUUUGCUUUGUUUUUUUUUAACAGGUUAAAUCAGGAACUAUUUUUGACAACAUUCUAGUAACAGAUUCAGUUGAGCAUGCUGAGAGUUUUGCGAAGGAAACUUUUGACAAAACCAAAGAAGGUGAAAAGAAAAUGAAGGAUGAGCAAGAUGAGAAAGAACGCAAAGAACGGGAAGAAGAAGAAAAGAAACAGAAGGAGGAAGAAGCGAAAAAGAAAGCUGAGGAGGAGGAUGAGGAAGAGGAGGAAGAAGAAGAGGUGAGAAUAACAAAAUUAGCGUUAUUAAAACUUUAAGCAAGAAUUCAGUGAAUGACAUGGCCACUGUCAGGAAAGGUUUGCAUUUAACUCUUACACACCCAGAAGAGGUUUAAGUGAAACAUGGCAAAAUGUUCAAAUCUCAUUUUGCAAAAUGCUGGGAAACUAAUAGUACCAUGUGAAAAUACAGCGAAAGAGAAGUAAUUUGAAUGGUCGCAUCAUAGGAUUUCAUCCAGAGACUGGAAACUUAGAACCAGAUGGUUAAGAUGAAUUUCAAGUAGGGAUACAUGGAGUUCCAGACAAUGUUUUGGAUAAAAUAGUUUCCACCAAAAUGAACAUCUUUUCUUAGUGAUAACCAGUAAUUGUGUUGAACACCUUCAACAUUGCAUAUCAAUUUUAAGAGGCAGAUAGAUAGCCUGAAUUUCAGACAUAAUCUUCAAAUCAUCUGAAAUUCAGACUAGGGGAUAGAAUGUGCCUGUAAAAUUAAUUAUGUGCAUAAACAUUAGAGUUUGGGCCUGGUUGUUAGACAGUGUGAUGUUUAGGCCUCAUUAUCUUUAUAGCAAACCUACUACCUAACAAGUCUAAAGUAAUAGUUAGCCUGUACUGAGAUAAUAUUAUAUCAUUUUUACAAGGACGAAGAAGGCAAGGAUACUGAAGAGAAGACAGAGGAGGAAGCUAAAGAGGAAGAAAAGCCAUCUGAAGAAACUGCCACCGAAGAAGAGGAAGAAGAUAAAACAACAGAAGAAGCAACACCCAAAGAUGAACUUUAA
Porites lobata is the source of this 5038-nucleotide messenger RNA. The record is from the annotation of a GenBank genome assembly. NCBI's taxonomy places the organism in Eukaryota, Metazoa, Cnidaria, Anthozoa, Scleractinia, Poritidae.